Messenger RNA from Ostreococcus tauri, 1752 nucleotides. RefSeq names its product BSD. NCBI's taxonomy places the organism in Eukaryota, Viridiplantae, Chlorophyta, Mamiellophyceae, Mamiellales, Bathycoccaceae. Gene Ontology annotation, cellular component: transcription factor TFIIH holo complex; transcription factor TFIIH core complex. Gene Ontology annotation, biological process: transcription by RNA polymerase I; nucleotide-excision repair; transcription by RNA polymerase II. The coding region runs from base 1 to 1752 and encodes 583 amino acids. The transcript has a single exon. The record is from RefSeq and is a predicted model, not a curated record.
AUGGCGUCGACGUCGGAGGACGUCUUGCACCGGUGCGCGUGCGCGAGCACGGUGGCCGGGGCAAAGGCGCAGGGAGAGGCGAUAAUGCGAGCGACGACGCUCUCCUGGCAGCCGUUAGACGACGAUAACUUCACCGGAGCGAAAGUUGUGAGGUUACUCGCGGUGACGGCGCACCAGAGGAACAAGCCGGGAAGCGCCACGGCGAGCCUGAGGCUCGUGCCGGAAAACGACGCCAAGCGCGCGCUCGUGCUCGCGUUCUCAAGCGAGAGCGAUAGGGAUGCUUUGAGCGAUGCGAUCAAGAUGCAGAUAAAGAAGUUAGAGGAAGAGGCAAGGGGGGCGCCCACCGCGGCCGAGCUCGCGGCGCGGAAGGAGUUAUUAAAGAAGAACGUGGAGAUCGCGCAGCUGUACGAGGAGACGGUGAAGACGGGUGUGAUCAGCGAUGAGGAUUUUUGGGAGGCGCGGAGAAACUUGUUCACCGACGUAGUCGCUCGAAGGGCAACCGGUCAAAAGAUUGGCAUCGAAAACACCCUGGAUGGCGAUCUCAAGGGAGCGCGAGAUGGGAUGUCAGAUACAGUGACGUGCAACUUGACGAACGAGAAAAUGCACAGAAUCUUUGCAGAAAGGCCGUCGGUUCGUCAGGCAUUCUUGGACAACGUCCCGAAAAAGAUGACCGAGCGUGAAUUCUGGACGCGUUUCUUGCGUUCGGAGUACUUCAAGCAGAUGCGUGCUGGAGCACCGCCGCAGGGGGAAGAAGAGGCUGCUGACUUGGCUCUGUUCUCGCGAAAACCUCUCGAUGCGGACACGCGCAAGGCGCAAAUAAAAACGAUUACGCCCACACUGAACUUGAAAGCGGAAGAAGACGAGGCCUUAGGUGACGGAUACGGGUUGCUGCGGGACGGUUCGCGAGACACGCGACGACCAAAAGAGGCAGGCCCUUUGCCAGAAGUGUUCGCAGAACUCAACCAUCACGCAGCUGUAGUGCUCCGAGGGCAACCGCAGGCGAACAUAGUCGAUGCUAGAUCCGCUGCAAUUGCUGCUAGAGAUCACGAACAAAGCGCCGAGGGUGCAAAAAUAGGCGUCGAAGAACCGAAUUAUUUGAUCGACGAUCUUGUUGCUCCGCCACCGCCAGCCUCCAUGAAGGAGCUCAACAUUAGUGAUUCUCAUCAGUACUUUUCAUCGAUAGUGAAUGAUAUGGCGGCGAAAAGGACUUCGAAAUCUUCCAAAGCGGUCAUCGAACCGUUCAAAGCGGCCGUUACCUCGGCUUUAAACGCACUGACUCAUCCUGAAAAGAGGCACAAAUGCGCCAUGGAACCGGUGGUGGCGUCAGAGGUGUUGACAGAGGUCACCAAGUCACUCGCGAAAGUCGAAGACUUGAACGCACAAUUUGCAUCGCAUCAAAGCUUUAGCUCUGCUGAAGAUUCCGAGCCGAUUCCUUCGAGUGUCGAUGUGCAGUUGUCCCGAAGUGCGUUAACUGGCGGAGAGCUGUUGCGACAGUUCUGGAUGUCCACUCCUAUGGUGACAUCGGUGCGAUGGGAAAAGGCGACAAAAGUGAGCAAAUCGAUCGAAACGCUGUACGACACGCUUGAAAAGCUCAAAGGCUCGCUCGCUCCCGUCCACCGUCACAUCACUUCUCAGCGUCUGCGACCACUUCUCAGCGCUUUCGAUAGUGCGUUGACGUUUUACGAUGACGAAAAGACCCGAAGGCCGCAGGCGUUCGCAGACUUUGAGAAGGCACAGGCUCAAGUAGCCUAA